AUGUCUCAGGGAUUAAUCUUCAUAACGGGCGCCUCUGGCUUUAUUGGCAGCGCCACUGCCGUGGAAGCCCUAAAGGCUGGGUAUCGACUACGAGUUUGCCUUCGUAGGCCCUCGCCCCAAUUGCAAAGCCUACUUUCAAAGUAUGGAAAUCAAGUGGAAUAUGUGUUCAUUUCAGAUCUUACGGAUGAAAUGGCGUUCCCUGACAAGCUGGACGGGGUGGACUUUGUGCUCCACCUUGCAUCCCCUCUUCCUCAUGGCACCGACAAGGAAACUUACUUCACUCCAGCAGUGAAAGGCACUACUGCCUUGCUGAAAGCGGCAAACAAGGUAUCAAGCAUCAGGAAGGUCGUCAUUACCUCAUCCAUGGCUGCUUUGACUCCGUUGACUGGUGUUCCAGAGGGUGGAGUAAUCCAAGGUAAACAAUAUCCUCUCGUUAAUUUCCGGAUUGGUAUCGCACUGACACUCUUUCUCUUCUCUUUAGAAAGCAGUGAUUGGGAUCUAUCAGUCGAUGAAAAUGGAAGCUUCGAGGACCCUGCGAAUCCGUCUGCAACGCCCAUGAUACUCUACAUGGCUUCCAAGCUGCUUUCCAACGCGGCCACUUGGGACUUUUGGAAAACAGCUAAGCCAAAGUACGACUUAGUUACGCUACACCCAGCAUUUGUGUAUGGCCGCAAUCUGAUGCAGACAUGUGCCGACGGGGUUAAGGGAGGGUCCAACGGGGCGCUAUGGGGAUUUAUCAUGGCAGGCACCCCGACGGGAUUUUUGACGGCAGUGCAUGUUCAGGAUGUCGCCGAAGCGCAUAUCAGAGCGCUAGAUCGGAGAAUAGUGGAUGGCUCGAAGUAUUUGCUGGCUGGGAGAAGUAUUACCGUACCGGAGAUUGCGCGAUUUAUUCAAAAGCGCUACCCAGACGCUGGGGCAGUUAUCACCGAGGAUGCGCCUAGUGUGUUGAACCCAGUUAAUACAGCUAAAGCGGAGGGGGAGCUUGGUAUGAAAUGGCGCCCAUUUGAGGCUAUCCUAGAAGAUGUCAUGGAUCAACAGCUUGGCUUCUGCCGAAACGCAUCUAUCUAG
Molecule: messenger RNA, 1068 nt
Organism: Aspergillus bombycis
Lineage: Eukaryota; Fungi; Ascomycota; Eurotiomycetes; Eurotiales; Aspergillaceae
Product: putative 3-beta hydroxysteroid dehydrogenase/isomerase
Exons: 1
Coding region: 1-1068 (355 amino acids)
Molecular function (GO): oxidoreductase activity, acting on the CH-OH group of donors, NAD or NADP as acceptor
Source: RefSeq, a predicted model, not a curated record